Molecule: messenger RNA, 1541 nt
Organism: Culex quinquefasciatus (southern house mosquito)
Lineage: Eukaryota; Metazoa; Arthropoda; Insecta; Diptera; Culicidae
Exons: 5
Coding region: 193-732 (179 amino acids)
Source: RefSeq, a predicted model, not a curated record
UCGCGCGAAUCCGCCAUCCAGUUCCCCGUCCACCCGUUCAAUGUAUAAAGUUUAAAUGUACGAAAAUUCGCACCGCAUUAAUUCACCGACCGUCGCCGAGUGAAGAUCGUGGACCUCGUGGAGUUUCAAGAGUGUGUUUAGUUUUUAAAAGAAGUAGUCAGGAAUAAUACGCAAAUCUUCAGUCCUAAAAUCAUGAAGAAUCUGGGUGCAGUUCUUGGUGUCGCCUGUUUGGCCGCCGUUGUCAGUGCAGAAUUUGGCUUCUACGUCCCGAAGGCGUUCUACAAAAUCGACGAAAAUGGCUACAAAUCUCCGCUGACCUACAUCGACAACCUGCCGCCAAUCUUCCACCGCACGAGGAGAGCCGCCCAGCUGGGAGGAGUAAACUUUGGCUUCCCGCAACUGCCGUUCCCGAACUUCCCGGCGAUCCCGACCAACGGCCAGGGUAACUUCCAGGGCGUCCAGACCACCAUCACCAGCACCGGUGGCGGCAACCUGCACAACCGCUUCGACGAGGACGGCCCGGUGGUCCAGAGCACCUUCACCUCGUUCAGCAACAACAACGGCCACGUCACCCAGACCACGCACUUUGUGGACAAGGACGGCAAGGUGACGACCCACCGCCAGGACAACCAAAACGACCAGCAGCAGCCAAAGCAAGCGGACACCUCGUCGAACCAGCGAGAUGACGGCAAGUGGAAGGCACCGACGACGACGCAAAAGCCCAAGAACUAAGGAGAAUCCGAUUUCCGGCGAGCGAAACAUUAUCAUCGACCGUCAAUAAAAAAAAAGCUACAAUUUGUCGACACGUCGUCAGCUGGCACUUGGGCCACCUGUAAAUGAUCGGAGAAACAUAACAAAAGAAACUAAAUCGAACUAAAAUUAUACGAUCCCCGCCAUUCCUGUCCAGAAGAAGAUCCAGUCCGGAAAUGUGAAACGACGGGGCAAUUAAUAGGUCCCACUGAGAAGCACAUUUUUCGAAAUCGCACAAGAACAAAGAAAAGAGGAGAAAAUCUCAAAAUCAUAAAAAAAAACAAUAAUUUAUAAGUAGAAAUAGUCGCGAUUUUCUAUUAUUCCACCUCUCCACACGAUCCGCCUUCAUCGCCGCCGCCGUCACAAGAUAACAAAAGAGAAGAAGACAACAAACAGCGAAAAAAGAAAACAAGUCAAAAGAAAUCAAGAUGAAAAUGGGACACGCGCGCAGGAAACGGCAGUGAGAAAUUAUGCGCGCAAAUUACCGAUAUCUUCGUGACCGAGGAGGAGAGCUGCUUAAUUUCACUCUUUUUCAGUCAUUUUUGGUUUUUUUGCUUCCAUUUCGUGUCACAAUGCUCAGCAAAUCGAUGGAUGGAAACUUUCAACAGUGGCCAACAAUCCAACAGCAACAAAAUUGGAGAACGAGAAUUUCCAAAACUAAUUUAUUGUGUGUGUACUGAUUCGUAGUUUAACAAUGCCAAUUUAAGUUUAAUGCCUAGAAAUUAAAUGAUAACAAAAGCAGAACCGUGAAUAAAGAUAUCUAGUUUAGAGAAGAAAGAAAAGAAGAAAAA